AUGGUUGAAAACUUUAUUGGUAAAAAGGCUUUGGAUACAAGGAAUCAAACGCCAUUGUUUAGUGUUGAAGUCUCUUAUGUUCCUGCAUUAUCAAUAGGAUUUCAUGGUCCAAGGCAGUGA
Dentiscutata heterogama is the source of this 120-nucleotide messenger RNA. Lineage: Eukaryota; Fungi; Glomeromycota; Glomeromycetes; Diversisporales; Gigasporaceae. The record is from the annotation of a GenBank genome assembly.